AUAUGGGUAUUUCAGCAGCUUUUGUGUGUGUACACAAUUAUUAAGACAUGUCCUCUAUGUCUCACUCAUAUGCUUUCCGAGAAAAAAUGUUCUGAGUUGACCAAAGCAUGUUUGAGAAUUCCAAUGCAACUGAGCAGCCGAAGCAGAGCUUGAGGCUGGGCCUGGUCUCCUCCAGCCCAGCAGCACAAAAGAGCGGCAGCGGCAGCAGCAGCAGCCAACACCUGAAGAACCUGGGCAAGGCCGUCGGAGCCAAAGUGAAUGACCUGUUGCGCCGCAAAGAUCCCAGCAGUCUGGGGGACAUCGGGGUUACAGAGGUUAACAAGAAUGUGGAGGCAGUGUGGGCCAGUCUGGCCGAGAUGGGCCACGGCACAACCGCUAACAGUCACAUUUCCUUGGACCCCUUCCCUCGUCUGGAUCCACCACCUCCCACCAGCAAGAAGCGUCUUCCUCGGGCUUUGAAGACCACUCAGGACAUGAUGAUCUCCUCUGACCCUGUGGUAGCCUCCCCCGAAGUCUCUGAUUCCUCCCUCCUCUCCUCUCCAGAUAAGAACCGCCUCUUAUCCACAGGCAAAGCCCAGGAUCAACUCCAACCCUGCCCUGAAGAGUCUGGUCUGGAUCUAGAGAAACCUUCAGGACCCAGCGCCCUUCUGAAGCCCCAGAUAGAGGACGAGGUGAUGGGAUCUGAGGUGAAAGGGCAGUCCACUGAUACAGAUGCUGUGCAGAUGGCAGAUGAGCUGAAGGAACAAGAUGCUGCGAAUGAAGACCCGUCUCAGCUGCUUCGCUCUGUUCCUGACCUCAUUCACAAGGACAACCUGGAGCUCAAGCAAAAACUGACAAGCUUGGAGACCAGAAUGGCUUCCACACCAUGCCCAGGGAAAGGGGGCUGUCGCAUCAGCCUGAGUGAGGAGGAGCUCCUGGAGAAUGGUUCAGUGGACUACAAAAGCUGCAUGAGAAGCUCCAGCAUGGAAACAGAGGAACCCCACCCAGAUCUGCUCUCAUUUGAGUAGUUCCCUCGUACUAUGCAGGAGGACAGUGUCAAUAUCUUAUUCUUAAACAACAACCCAGUCUUCACCCCAGGUGUCUCAAUUAAGUGGUUCACCUGGAGAGCCGUCUUCACUAUGAAGUGCUGUUUGAUUUGAAUGGGGCGGAUGGUCACUGAUUCUACUGGCCGUGUGCCUUGAGAGAGCCAAGCAAAGCGGCUUCAUCUUUCUGAUCUUUAUUUGAACCACUGUGUAUUUCUAUGUAUGCACUAUAACAUGUUUAUUAUGCCUAAUUUUAUAUCGUAUCACCACAGAUGUAUUCUGACUAUAUUUUACAGCUCUAAUUUCUUAAGAGGAAAAAAUCACUAAUUUAGAUUUUUAAUCAUGUUCUGUCAGUUCGUUUAGCCUUUACAGAGGUUGUAUUAGUUUUAUGUGUUUUUGUACUAAAAGAUCGAAACUGCAGGCUCAUCAGUAGAAACCAAAGUGAGUACAUUUCAUAUGCUGUAAUACCUCUAAAGCUGUUCACGCACCCCGUAUCCUGCAUGGGCAGCUCAUUAUGUGUGAUAUUUUGUUUCACUCUGUCAUUCAUUUUGCUUCCAUCAGCUCAGUUUCUCCCAGAAAUCAGCAGCUAUAGGGGUAAGCUUACAAAUCCUGAGCCUUGUAGAGCAUAAAAUAGCUGAUGACAACACUCUAUUUUGUGUUUUGACUAUUUAAUUCGACAGGGACCUAUGCAUUCACAGCCAAGCAGAACAUGCUGGAGGACUGAGAAGGACAGAUGAAGAAUGUAGGGGCCGAAUUCCUGAUGAAUAGAAGAGCCUUUGUCUUUACUCCUGAAAGACUCAAACAACCUGUUCAAUAUACUAAUAUAAAAUAUAUACAAUAUAUUGGCUGUUGUUAAUCAAAGUUGCAUACGAUCAAAUCCGAUCGUAAAAGGAGUGCACAUAAAUUACACCAACAAUUUUGUUAUUUAUAUAUUCAAUGUAUAUUAUAUAUUUCAUUUCUGGCAUAUCUGUAUAGUCAGACUGGCGUCUGGUAGGAGUGUGUGUAAAUUUGAGCAUAAUAGUUCAUACAGUCUGAAAAAAUGCUUGAUUUGCAGUUAACUAAUCCGAACUACUAUAAAUUGAAUCUAUAAUACAAAUAAUAGGAAUAAAACUAUAAAUAACUAUACUACUAAUAAUUUGCACACAUGGCAGUCCAGUCCAAAAGUGGAUAUACUUGAUUUUACAUGCACAUUCGUAAAAAAAAAGGCUGCAACUGUUCCAUGUUUCGUUUGAAGAUACAUUACACAGUGCUUUUGUUUUAUACUACUGACAGCGGCCAAAAAAUAACAAAUACAAAAGACAGCUAGUGCAGAAGCAUCUCAUACACUGCAAUUAUAAAAUAUGUUUAAAUAUGUAAUUUUAGGAAAAUAAUCACACUACACUACACAAUCACAUUGUUAUGCGUUAAAAAAACCAUUAGGCAUUUUGUUCAUUUCACAUUUUAUUCUUUCCAGUUUUUGUAAUUUUAACACUAAAUUGUGGUCAGCAGGGGGAGCACUGCAGUCACUGCUCCACCACUGACUCACAAGCUGCUGAAUGCUGUCGUGUUAUUGGUCCACUACCAAAACAUCUGCAUGAAGGCUGUGCUUCAUGUAAAUGAUAUGUAAAUGAGGUGCUGUUAGGCUGGCGCUUGAUUUCACGCGCUGAAGCUGAUAAAUUUGCCUUUAAAUCUCUGCUUGUUUCAACAUCAUACAAAAGGUUCAUAAAUCAGACACAGAGUAGUUCAUACGUCAUUAAAGGGGAUGAAAUCUGCGCUCUUUUUAUGCUACUUUGAUAAAUAAGGGCCAAUAUGUAUUAGAACCAAUAUACAGUACAAUAUACUCUACUCAUUACAAACAUAUAGUGUGCCUGUAGCAAAGUGUAAUGACUAAAAGAACGUUUGUGUAUUUCCAAAGCAAGGUCCAGAAGCAAAGCUUGGCCACCCUGACCGGUCAGGAUGAGAAAUAGAGUCGGACAGAAUGAGGCACACUAGGUAGGAAAGCUCAAAGCAGCUUUUGAUGCCGGUUAGAACUGGAUGUGCAUCACAGAGCUUAUAGGGUCAUACAGUGGCUGUGGGUUUGUCAUGGCAAUAAUCGUCAAAGUGAUGGCAGGCUUGCGGAAUGGCACUAAUGAGGCGUCUGUCAGUGGAAAGGUAUGAGAACAGGCUCAGUGGAUCUGCGGAAUGUCAUAACUCAACACGAAUUUCGGCUGACCUCUCUUUGGUGUAGGCAGCCUCUGACUCCCCUGACCUUCAAAAGAGAUGUUUUCAGUGUCAGACAACUCUUUCUCUUUAAAAAAGGCUCCAAAACUUAACUACCUUCCACCGUCUCAAAAUAAAUGAAAUUACAAUAUAUAAAUAUAUAUGUUACACUAUGCCUAACACAAAGAAAAAAGCUCUAUUACAGUUUCAUGGGAGAUAUGCAAUAAUUAGUAAUUACAGUAUCUGAACACUGAAUACUCAUAUCUUUUACCAGGGGUUUUAUAUGAAGAGGAGUUGUGCAAUUGCAGUGAGUAAACGUGGGUAAACAGAAGGUUAGAAUGAAAAGCAGUACGUACCUGUGAAAUGCUCAAGUGAUGGAUUUAUUGUUCACUUAAAGUGCAUUGUGAAGAUGGAAAUGUUCUAUAAAUGUAACUCAAGGAUAAAUAUCUUGUCAUACAUGUCACACAAUUAAUUUGUUUACCAAUGUGUCUUACUUUCUGUCAUUCUUAGUAAGAGCUACAGUACGGGCUUGGAGUUGGAGUUGUCAGGGAGGACUCUUAGUCCUGAUUUUGAACACUAAAAUUUAGACAGAAAAUGGAGAAAAUUUACAAGAGGAUCGUAAUCGUUGUAUAAUUGCUGUGCUAAUGCUGGCCACUCGCUGUGUGCUGUAUUGGGUCAUAAAAUGUGGAGUAAAAUGUUUUUUAUGGAAUAUUUUAUGAUCCCUUUAAGAUUGCUAUGUAUAUGUGGUGGGGAAAAACAUCAAUGAAAAAAAAUGAUAUCUAUUUUAGUCAUAGUUUUAAAGAUGACUUUUAUACUGAGCUGUAAUGAAAUAAUGGGAAUGUAUUGAAAAAGGAUGAUUCUUUUUAUUACAGUGAUAUAUGUAGUUUGAUAAUUGUUCAGUGCUUUUUAAACUGUCAGUUAUCUGUGGUCUGAUCACUUUCACAAUGUUCUGAAAUGAAGGAAGAAAAGAAGUGCUGAAGGAAAGACUCCUGUUUAUGAAGGUUUGAUGAGCACACUAAAAUGUAGUUAGAGGUCCUCAAGUGUUCAAGCUUUUAUAUUAAAGACUUUUGUCAAAAGA
This is a messenger RNA of Colossoma macropomum (tambaqui), 4278 nucleotides long. RefSeq lists its product as uncharacterized. The transcript is spliced from 3 exons. Lineage: Eukaryota; Metazoa; Chordata; Actinopteri; Characiformes; Serrasalmidae. Bases 108 to 1007 code for a protein of 299 amino acids. The record is from RefSeq and is a predicted model, not a curated record.